This is a messenger RNA of Hyaena hyaena (striped hyena), 996 nucleotides long. Its product is annotated as proline-rich protein 2-like. Bases 1 to 996 code for a protein of 331 amino acids. Lineage: Eukaryota; Metazoa; Chordata; Mammalia; Carnivora; Hyaenidae. The record is from RefSeq and is a predicted model, not a curated record. The transcript is spliced from 3 exons.
AUGGGAGCAGAAUCAACCUCAAGGCUUACUAGACAGCCCAACGGUCUGCAGCACACACCACCCACCAGCACCACCACGACACAACUGUUGACGAGAACUCUUACAAUUAUCCACGUCUCCAAGAAGGCUGAGAAGAGGAGUAAAGUGACCUACUGUUCUCCUCUGCCCGCUUAUCGGUGUUACCUCCACCAGAGGGCAGACAAAAGGAAGACGCAGCUGGGAAACAAAAUUGACAACCUGAUAGCUUCCAGAGAAGCUAAACAUCCCGAAUCACCGCUAUUUUCGGGGCAACCACGAGCUCGCGCUCUGAGGCCCCCGGAGGAGCCUCGGGGCGCGGGGAGGAAGCUGGGGGUCUGGAAGCCAGGGACUAACGGGCCGCCUCCUCGCUUCCCCGAGCGAGCGGUCCCGGCCGCCCAGGAAGUGCCCGAGGCGGCGCCCGAGGGGCUGGACCCCGCGCGGGAGCGGAGCGCCACCGAGCCGCGCCCGCCCCGUCCCUCCCGGGCCAGCCCCGCGCCACCACCCGGCGGGGUUCCGCCGGGACGGCCCCGCGGCGCCCCACGCCCCCUGCGGGACGCCCGGGGUCCCCUUGGGAAGCGCAACCACGAGCUGUGCCGCGCGAGAUGGCCGCCCACCUGGAGGGAGUUCGGGUCCCCGUCGACCCGCCGCUGCCUGGGUCCGCGGGGCGCUCGGCAGCCCCCCGUGCGCGGAGCCGGCGAGCAGAGCGCAGAGCACCGCCGAGACCAGCGCCGCCGAGAGCCGCCGGCCACACCCAGGCCCGCGCCGCCCAGCAGCCAACUCCGCGGCGCGCCGGGGCCGGGGCGGGGACGUGGCUCGAGGCGCGAGGCGCGAGGCGCGAGGCGCGCGGGCCCGCUGGGGACGCGCCGCGGCCACGCGCACAGCCUGGAGCGCGCGCCGCCCGGGCGGGAGACGGGGGGCGAGGGCGGCGGGCGCCGCGCGCAGCUUCUGCUUCCUAUUUUCUCUCUCGUUUCCUGCUAG